This is a messenger RNA of Botrytis fragariae, 704 nucleotides long. Its product is annotated as putative neuronal calcium sensor 1 protein. The record is from RefSeq and is a predicted model, not a curated record. The transcript is spliced from 4 exons. NCBI's taxonomy places the organism in Eukaryota, Fungi, Ascomycota, Leotiomycetes, Helotiales, Sclerotiniaceae. Gene Ontology annotation, cellular component: intracellular membrane-bounded organelle; cytosol; membrane. Gene Ontology annotation, molecular function: calcium ion binding. Bases 66 to 638 code for a protein of 190 amino acids.
CUCUUUCCUGCGCCAGAUUCGAAUUUCCACAGACAGUCCGAAUCAAUAUAUUUAAUAUUUAGAAGAUGGGUAAAUCUCAAUCGAAGCUCUCUGCAGAGCAAAUCACCGAACUCCAGAAAUCUACUCACUUCGAUAAGAAGGAAUUGCAACAAUGGUAUAAAGGUUUCUUGAAGGACUGCCCAUCUGGGAUGCUCACUAAGGAGGAAUUCCAAAAGAUCUACCGACAAUUCUUUCCAUUCGGAGACCCAUCGUCCUUUGCAGACUACGUGUUCAAUGUUUUCGAUAGCGACAAGUCAGGUUCAAUUGAUUUCAAAGAGUUUAUUUGCGCCCUCAGUGUGACCAGUCGAGGAAAGAUGGAGGACAAAUUAGACUGGGCAUUCCAGCUUUAUGACAUUGAUGGAGAUGGAAAGAUAAGUUAUGAAGAGAUGUUAGCGAUUGUAGAGGCAAUUUACAAGAUGGUUGGCUCAAUGGUCAAACUUCCACCUGAUGAGGAUACCCCUGAAAAGCGGGUCAAGAAGAUCUUCCGUAUGAUGGACAAGGAUGAGAAUGGCAGUCUGGACAUGGAAGAAUUCAAAGAAGGAAGUAAACGUGAUGAGACGAUUGUAUCUGCACUUUCGCUCUACGAUGGUCUUGUCUAAUGGAUCUUCAUGGAGGAAUCUCUUUUCGGUGCUGAAGGUGCAAAGGGGUGUCAAGAAAUUAGAUAU